Neomonachus schauinslandi (Hawaiian monk seal) is the source of this 924-nucleotide messenger RNA. RefSeq names its product myeloid associated differentiation marker like 2 (gene MYADML2). The record is from RefSeq and is a predicted model, not a curated record. NCBI's taxonomy places the organism in Eukaryota, Metazoa, Chordata, Mammalia, Carnivora, Phocidae. The coding region runs from base 1 to 924 and encodes 307 amino acids. Gene Ontology annotation, cellular component: membrane. The transcript has a single exon.
AUGGGCAGCACCAUGGAGCCCCCCGGGGGUGGGUACCUGCACCUAGGCGCUGUGACGUCCCCCGUGGGCACGGCCCGAGUGCUGCAGCUGGCCUUUGGCUGCACCACCUUCAGCUUGGUGGCCCACCGGGGCGGCUUCGCGGGCGUCCAGGGCGCCUUCUGCAUGGCUGCGUGGGGCUUCUGCUUCGCCCUCUCCGGCCUCGUGCUGGCCUGUGAGUUCACCCGGCUGCACAGCUGCCUGCACCUGUCCUGGGGCAACUUCACCGCGGCCUUCGCCAUGCUGGCCACGCUGCUGUCCGCUACGGCCGCCGUCAUCUACCCCCUGUACUUCACCCGGCUGGAGUGCCCCCCCGAGCCUGCGGGCUGCGCAGCCAGGGACUUCCGCCUGGCCGCCAGCGUCUUUGCCGGGCUCCUCUUCCUGGCCUACGCUGCGGAGGUAGCCCUGACCCGGGCCCGGCCGGGCCAGGUGGCCAGCUACAUGGCCACGGUCUCGGGGCUCCUCAAGAUCGUCCAGGCGUUCGUGGCCUGCAUCAUCUUCGGGGCGCUCGUCCAUGACAGCCGCUACGGGCGCUACGUGGCCACCCAGUGGUGCGUGGCCGUCUACAGCCUGUGCUUCCUGGCCACGGUGGCUGUGGUGGCCCUGAGCGUGACGGGCCACACGGGGGGCCUGGGCUGCCCCUUCGACCGUCUGGUGGUGGUGUACACCUUCCUGGCCGUGCUCCUCUACCUCAGCGCAGCUGUGAUCUGGCCCGUCUUCUGUUUCGACCCCAAGUAUGGUGAGCCUGGGCGGCCCCCCGACUGUCCCCGAGGCAGCUGCUCCUGGGACAGCCAGCUGGUGGUGGCCACCUUCACCUACGUCAACCUGCUCCUGUACAUCGCCGACCUCGCCUACUCCCAGAGGAUCCGCUUCGUGCCCACCCUGUAG